AUGUUACCGUGUGGAGAAGAGGAGCAGGACCGUCUCGAUCUGUUCCAUAAGCUAUUCACGGUAGCACGGGUGUCUGCCAGCUUAAUUUACGCGCCACAUCUCAGGAAUGGUAGAUUCUUUGAUCACCUAUACAACCUCCCAAUCACGCCAAUGAACUGCCAAUUCUAUGCGCCAUUUAACUUUGAGAGUCCUUGGCCGCUUGGCGAAGACUUCUGGGAUCUUCUUCCUGCAGUGUCGUGGGUGGAAAUCGAUUUCGGAUCUCGCUGCGCCAAUUGCUCUUUGGACGGACUGGCACUAGGCCAAUGGUACCAGUACCUGAAGCAGGCAACACAGGGCACUAUGUGGCCCAUAGCCCACAACUCGCGUGAUACAAUCAGAGCCCGGGAAGAGGCAGGUUUUACCCAAAUCGACCAUCGGAUGAUGAAAUUGCCUCUUAAUCCUCGGCAUAAUGAUAAACAUGAGACAAAGGCUGCUCGCUGGUAUAGCCUAGCUUUUCCCGAGAGUCUCGAGACCCUCAGUCUUGCUCCUUUCAGUCGCGUGCUCAAAUGGCCUUUGGAUAGGAUCAGACAUCUAGCAGCUGAGGCUAACUCAGAGGCCUUUAACAAGGAACUCCAUGCUUACAACAUCUUACCGAGCCGGACUAAGCGAGCCUUUCCGUGGGAACAAUGUGUUGCAGGAUAA
This is a messenger RNA of Aspergillus aculeatinus CBS 121060, 681 nucleotides long. RefSeq lists its product as uncharacterized. The record is from RefSeq and is a predicted model, not a curated record. The coding region runs from base 1 to 681 and encodes 226 amino acids. NCBI's taxonomy places the organism in Eukaryota, Fungi, Ascomycota, Eurotiomycetes, Eurotiales, Aspergillaceae. The transcript is spliced from 3 exons.